This is a messenger RNA of Stomoxys calcitrans (stable fly), 1209 nucleotides long. Its product is annotated as huntingtin-interacting protein 1. The record is from RefSeq and is a predicted model, not a curated record. The coding region runs from base 199 to 1083 and encodes 294 amino acids. Gene Ontology annotation, biological process: endocytosis; actin filament organization; clathrin coat assembly. The transcript has 3 exons. Gene Ontology annotation, molecular function: phosphatidylinositol-3,5-bisphosphate binding; clathrin light chain binding; clathrin-cargo adaptor activity. NCBI's taxonomy places the organism in Eukaryota, Metazoa, Arthropoda, Insecta, Diptera, Muscidae. Gene Ontology annotation, cellular component: clathrin-coated vesicle; actin cortical patch.
GAAAUGUCGAUAAGAUAAGCGGGAAUAAAAACAAACAAUGGUUAACAAGUUAAAUUAGUUUAAUUCAACUAGUCAUCGACUAAAUAGCAUUUCAGUUUGCAAAUGUCUAGCGUCGUACAAACAUUUGCCCUUCGGAUUUUAUUCUAUUAAUAUUUUUCUAAUUUUCUAUACAUAUAUGAGGAGAAUUACAAAAUCAUAAUGCUUGAGACUAAAAAAGAUGUCGAAAAAUUGAAAAAAUGGCUAAAGAAAUGUCUAAGUCCCACAGAAGAUCCACCAGAUACCGCAAUUGUACGACUUAUCGUUAUGAAAACACAUGAAAUCAAAGGUGCCAAAGCAAUUUGGAAUAAUUCCAAAACAAUCGAUCUUACAUUCGGCAAUCGGUUUUCAAUGUGGAAAUUUUGUGUUCUAAUGCACAAAAUACUCCACGAUGGACACAGUCAAGUAUUAAGCGAUGGUUUACUGUUUCAAGAACAAUUAAUUAAAUAUGCCAAUUAUUGGCGAGCUCAGAGCAGCGAUUACGCUAUGUCAGAGUGCAUUGUACGAUAUUGUCAAGUGCUGAAUCGCAAAAUUUCAUUUCACAAUACGUACCCCAUGUUCAAAGGAAGUUUUCGAUUGAAUGAUGACAGCUGUUUGGAUGUUAAUUCAAGCUUUGCACUUUGUUUGGAUAUUUGCGAUUAUCUAGAGGAUUUGCUACAAUUACAGCGUGCCGUAUUCCAAAAUCUGGCUAUGCAUAACAUCUCUGCGGAUUCUAAAAAAGGCUCCUGUCGCUUGUUGCCACUUGUCACCAUUAUCGAUGAAUGUGGCAUACUUUAUGAGCAUUGUGUGACUGUUUUGCAAUCAUUGCAUUAUCAAAUGCCCACUGAAGAUAUCUCCGGUUUGGCGGAUCGCUUCAGCAGUGUUAUAUUCCAUGAAUUGCUGUACUUCUUUGAGUAUGUGCGCUCUAAUAAUUUGACACCGAAUUCUGUGGAGAUACCAACAUUACCGAUGGCUGUUCCAAUUCAAGUGAAUCGAGUCGUAGCAGACUUAAGGCAUUUCCCUGAACCAAGUGCGCCCUCGAUAAUGGAUUUUAUGUUAAGUUCUUGAUGAAUAUGUAUAAACAAAAUAAAGUUAAUGAAAACAAAAAAUGCUGGACUGAGAAGAUAAUGGUCUUAGAUUUUCGUCAGUCGAACCCAAUGAUGUACUGAAGGCAAUAAAGCUAAUUGUAUAAUA